Messenger RNA from Drosophila eugracilis, 3827 nucleotides. It is a transcript of the gene Tm1, whose product is annotated as tropomyosin-2. Gene Ontology annotation, biological process: actin filament organization; muscle contraction. Bases 349 to 2496 code for a protein of 715 amino acids. Gene Ontology annotation, molecular function: actin filament binding. The transcript is spliced from 9 exons. Lineage: Eukaryota; Metazoa; Arthropoda; Insecta; Diptera; Drosophilidae. Gene Ontology annotation, cellular component: actin filament. The record is from RefSeq and is a predicted model, not a curated record.
AUUUAAAAUAAUUACCAGCAAACCAAACUUUCAUAAAUUAAAUUAAAACUCGUUCGGUUUAAUCAACUCAUACAAAAAAUCACUACUUUCAUUUAAAACUAUUUAAAUGAAAUUCUAGCGAUUUGAAUAAUUACAUAAAAAGUGUUGCGGAAAUCUUCUCUCUCUUUGCAAAUUUUCACGCGCUAAUGAAAAUUCGCAAAAGAUCUGUAUUAAAUCAUCAAUAAAAAUAGCGAAACUAACGGUACAAUGAGCCCAGCUGUUUGAAAGCCGCAACAAAAACUAUAAAACAACACGCACCAAAUCACACAGAAACAACAACAAAAACAACAGACAUUGCUCAUAAUUAAUAUGUACGAGAAAACAUUAAACAUAGGAACUGCAAAAGUUAAUAAUGCAUAUGAAUGGCAAAAAGUGAGAUACAACAACAAACCCCAACCAACAACAACAACAGCAACAGCAGUUAAAGUCAAACAACAACAGCUGCAAAAACAAAAAAAUGCAACAAAAGCGGCACCAACAACAACAACCACAACUGCGCCACCGUUAACCGGCAACAGCAUUACCGUUAAACAGGGCCCAAAAAUUAAAUUUGUUGGCAACGCGGCGCGCCGACAAUCAUUGGCCCAUCAAAUCAAGCGAGCACAUCGGCAUUUACUGACCAGCGGCGGUCAGGACAAACAGCCGCAACAAAAGCAGAAAACACAAGUGCCGCAGACGAGUGGCAAAACAGUUGCCAAAGCGAAACCGAGGCAGAAACAAUUGUUAAAAAGUGAUAAGGCAAAGGAAAAGCCAAAGCAGCAAAGAAAACGUGCCGUCACCCGUAACACUCGCAAUCCGAGGGGGCAAUCGGAAUCAUCGGGCUUAUCGUCCCGCUGGUGUUCAAUCGAGGAGCAGUUGAAUCUGCUGGACGAUCUGCUCUACUACUGCGAUGAGGAGGCGGAACUGUAUCUAGCCCAGCUUUAUGAAAGGUUCAAGACACUCCGGAGAAGCAGGAGUUCCUCGGUAGCCAGUGAUUUCUGGAGCGAUUCGGACAUGGAGCACGACGACUCCAGCACCAGUGGCACUGGCAGCCACACAGCCAGCAAUAAUAGUCUAGUUCCAUCCUCGCUGAAGCGACGUGGGCACCAGCAUCAUCCGCGCUUCUCGGGCACUCGCCGUCCUAAUGUGCCCAAUGUCCAGGAGAUUCUGGCCGCCCUCUACCGCGGCGACUCCAAGAGUGCACUGUCCAAUCUCAGGGGAGAGACGCAACCGGAGGAGGAGCAACCACAGCAGCAGCAACAGUCAGAGGAGGUGCUGCACCCCAGCAGAAGCACUUUAAGUCUGCCCCUGAGCGAAUCGGUUACCAAUUCUCUGGGCAGCAACAGUCCCACGCCUACGGACGAAAGCAGUGUGCAAGAUGAGGGCGCCAGCAACCCAGCAGCAACUUCAAUAGCAGAAGGAGCUAUUCCUCCAGCACCCAUAACCACCUCCAAAAGCAAGAAAAAGAAGCGUGAGAAGGGUGAAAAGUUAGAAAAGUCGGAGAAAUCUGAAAAAUCCGAUCGAAAGAAGAAAUCCUCAGGGAAAAAAGAGCGCAGCAAGCGGUCUAAUCCGAUGGAGCUUAGUAGUGACAGCCUUGCCACCGAUAUCAGUGCCGGGGCCAUUGAUGAAGGCAUCGCUUUGGCAGAUGACGACGAUAAUCAGGCGGCGGAGUGGUCCAAAUUGAGGUGCACUAGCGAGGCGGCCGAAAUUGUAGCCGAGCGGGAAGCUCGCCGGAACAAGGGUCGCUGUGCGGAUUAUCCAGGACUGGCCUUUGGCAGAUCCAUCUUCAGUUCGGACACCAUGAUGAAGUUCAACAUCAUCAGGAACGAGCUGCACAACAUCAUGAACACACAACUCAAACGGGCCGAAUCCGAGGUUGCUGCUCUGAACCGUCGCAUCCAGUUGCUCGAAGAAGACUUGGAGCGCUCUGAGGAGCGUCUGGGCUCUGCCACAGCCAAGCUGUCGGAAGCCUCUCAGGCCGCUGAUGAGAGCGAACGGAUACGAAAAGCGCUUGAGAAUCGCACAAAUAUGGAAGAUGACAAAGUAGCUCUCUUGGAGAACCAAUUAGCACAAGCAAAAUUAAUUGCAGAAGAAGCUGAUAAGAAAUAUGAAGAGGUUGCCAGAAAACUCGUGCUCAUGGAACAGGAUCUGGAGCGUUCCGAGGAGAAGGUCGAGCUCAGCGAAAGCAAAAUUGUGGAGCUUGAGGAGGAGCUGCGCGUGGUUGGCAACAACCUGAAGUCCCUGGAAGUCUCUGAGGAGAAGGCCAACCAACGUGAGGAGGAGUACAAGAACCAGAUCAAGACCCUGAACACUCGUCUAAAGGAGGCUGAGGCUCGUGCUGAGUUCGCUGAACGUUCCGUUCAGAAGUUGCAGAAGGAAGUCGACAGGCUCGAAGAUGACCUGCUCAACGUGCGGGGCAAGAACAAACUGCUGCAGGAGGAAAUGGAGGCCACUUUACAUGACAUACAGAACAUGUAAACAUCUAAUUUGCUUAUGUAAAUUAACUAAACUGCCUGCUUUGACGUCAAACAACAAACAAACAAACAAACAGACAAAAAGAAAAACACCCACGCACACAAAACUGGCGCUUUCCAUAUAUUUAAAUACUAGAGAACACAUCUCCACACCCACGCCAGGCCACGCCACGCCCACCACCCACACGAGACAAGAUCCAAGGACGCCAAGUGUCUUCCAUGCGGAUGCGAAAGCCAUCUUCGAACGCCAAGCAACGGGAGAGUUAAUCAAAAAUAGCGUUAAAACCACUCUAAACUCUAAACUCUAAACUCUAAACAUAAACUCAAUGAAAAAGCAGAUGGACAGAGGGCAGAAACUAAAGCAAAACAUUCUCGUAGCAAACGCAUUCCAUUCCAAAACGAUUUACGAUAUCUAUUUCGAUAUGUUUCCGAUAUCAAUUGGGAAAAAUCGAAUUCGAUUGACUGGCAGCUAAGGCCACAUUUUACUAUAACUGUUGCAAUACAAUUUCAAAAUUAUGAUAAAAAUUUCUAAUUUUUACUUUGAUUUUACACUUGCUUUUGCUACUCCCCCCCUAUAUACGUUGUUUGGUUUUGAUUUUGAGAAAACCUUAAAUUAUACCUGUACUUUUGUAUUUUUGACGAGAUGUGACAAAUUGGACAAAACAUAUUGCAUUGCCGCCUUCUUUUUUUAGUUUACGUGUAUUAAAUAGAGAGACAAACAAUCGCUGUUAUUUAUAUUUAAAGAGUAAAUUCUAUGCUAAAACUUUGUAUUUUGUCGCCAGCUUAACUGUAUUAAUAAUAUGCUAAUGUUUACCUUGUUUAUACAUAUUUAAACAAAUUGUCGUGUUUGCAAAACGUUGUGUAAUAUUUGCCUACUUUUAAGUUGCCGCCACGCCAACACCCAACACCCAACACACAAAACACAAAAACUACUACUCUUUCGUUAGAGAUUCCAAAAGAAAGAAAGAAAAAAGACAAUUUAGCUAGUGCACAUCAUUCCAAUUGCAAGUCGGACAAUCGGUUACAACCGGUUAAUAACCGAUUCACAUAAAGUUUUAUUUAAAAAAUAAAAAAAAAAACACAAACGAAAAACUAUUUCCAUACACACUAACCUAUCUUCUGAUUCUGAUUCUGAUUCUGAAUUACACCGUGACACAUGAAAUGAAAACAAAUGCUGCAACGAGAAAUGGCAUUUUAAAAUUCUAAUUCGAUCUAUUUACGAUUUACAUAAAUUAAUUAUUUAUACUUUAAUAUAUACCUAUACAAUACAUAUACUAUACAAUACAUACCAUGCUGCUGCAAUUGCACAAAUAAAGUAUUUUUUCGAAAAACGUA